GCGGCUCCCAUAACAUGAGUUCGUUAGUCUCUCAAUCUAUCUCCGUCGUCUGUCUAUUUUACGUCUGUCUUAUUGAUUUAGGCUUGAGACCUGAAUAUAUCGACAAUGAAUUUAUACCGUCUGACGUUUCUCUGUUUAAUAUCAUUAUUUUGCAUGCACACGGCGUCCUUAUAUGUCUUUAUAAGAGGGUUUUUGUUGUCACGAUCGGAACUUGGCAAUGUCAGUCAGUGUAUCGUAGAAAAAGAGACGUUGUCGACAGAUCACCGGAAAAACCUCGUCACCUAUUUGACGCCCUCUUUUAAGAGUGCUAAAUGUUUGGACCCGGCUGCGAAUUACAGCUGUUGUCCAAGCAGUAGUUUCACCUCAGUAGUGUUACUGAUCAUUGAUGGUCUGCGGUACGACUUUGCCGUGCCUAGUCAUGACAGUUCUCAAGCCAAUUUACCAAGUUAUGCAAACAAGUUUCCCGUGCUUGGUGAAUUGCUUGUUAGCCACCCGAGGUCAGCACAGUUGUAUAAGUUCAUCGCAGAUCCACCGACGACAACAAUGCAACGCCUAAAAGGAAUGACAACGGGAAGUCUUCCCACUUUUGUUGAAGUAGGAGCAAAUUUUGCUAGUUCGGAAAUAAAGGAAGACAAUAUCAUAGACCAAAUUGUAAUGUCAGGUUUGAAAGUAACAUUCAUGGGGGAUGACACAUGGACAGGGCUGUUCCCAAAUCGCUUUCAUCGACAAUAUUCAUUUCCGUCAUUCAAUGUUAAAGACCUGCACACAGUAGACAAUGGAAUUAUAGACCAUCUGGUGCCAGAAAUCAAACUGCCUGACUGGGAUGUGCUCAUUGCCCAUUUUCUUGGUGUUGAUCAUUGUGGACAUCGGUAUGGACCUCGCCAUCCAUCCAUGGCUGAAAAGUUAAACCAGAUGGAUAGAGUAGUGAGGUCAGUUGUUGCUGAAUUGCCUAACGACACUCUCCUACUGGUAAUGGGAGAUCAUGGUAUGACAAAAACUGGAGACCAUGGAGGCGACAGUGCUGAUGAAGUCGAUUCAGCUCUCUUUGUCUUUAGUCAUAAGCCAUUCAUGGAUGCUAAACGAAACCAGAGCACAAGGAGAGCUGUCUCGCAGAUAGAUAUAGUUCCCACUUUAUCACUGCUACUUGGAUUGCCAGUGCCAUUUUCCAAUCUUGGAACCAUCAUACCAGAACUAUUUUCAGGUGGAGGGAGCACACCCUCUGAUCUGAAGGGUGAACUAUCUGUAGUGGAGGCUUUGUUACUCAAUUCUGUACAGGUAGCUAGGUAUUUGGAUGAAUACACGAAAACUAACAAGGAUUUUCCAUACAUAAAAUACAAGCAGCUCAAGAAACAGCUGAACAGCAGUAUGGAAACAUGGGCAUCUCUUAGGCACAAUAUAUCGGCAGUUAAUAUAAGUGCAUCUAUUAACGAAGUGAAAGAUCAGUUGAUCAACUAUUUAGACUCAGUAAAGUCCAUGAGCCAACAAGUAUGGGCAAAAUUCGACGUGGUAGCAAUCUGUGGUGGCAUUUGCCUUUCCGUUUUGACCAUCAUGGCAGGCAUGGUUAUUACAAGAAAUAUACAUUGUAUAGACAUGAUUGACAAGUCGGGAACCACGGCGACGAAGUGGUUCACGUUUUCGACUCUAAUGAGCUCCAGUAUGCUGUUCAUCUUUUUCUGCAUUCUUCCGGAUUUGUCAGCAAUAUCUGUUGCGGUUGCCAUGUUAAUCACAGUGACAGUGUACCUUAUGAGUCAGGCUCCUUUCAUUUGUAAAGCAAAUCUAUGCAGACCAUCCACUUCCAUGCCUCUUCUGGAAAGUGCACCUCUGUUUGUGGUUGUUGUCUACUCCCUAGCUGUGUUCUCCAACAGCUACGUUGUGCACGAGGAUUCCACCUCUUCGUUUCUCUGCCAGUCGCUGAUCUGGGUGUUAUUCAUAGUCAGCUGCCAACAUCAGGCACCACCUCUCAAACCAAAGAGGGAGCAACAUAAGACACGGCCGGUUCAGUUUGACCUGUAUAACAUCAUAACAGACUACCGGUUUGUGCUGUUCUGUAUGGCCAUAGGCCUCAAUUGUGUAUUGCGCUUUAGCCAGGAAUUCUGGAGGUGCAGAGAGGAGCAGUGGGACUGCGAGCUGUCCAGAUUUACUCAACCGCUUUCAGCCAUCUCUGCCAUGACCGUAUACAAAAAUACUCGAUACUUCACUUCUUUACUUGCCGUGUGCUUGCUCCCCUACCUGCUGCGUCUGUGGAUGCGACACUUUGGGAACUUGAAUGGCCAUGCCAUCAGUGUGAUCGCCGUUAAAUAUGCGCUUCCUCUGAUGUCUGUGUCGGUGAGCUUGUACUGGGCGUUUACCAGCCUUUCACAGUCGAUCAUAGAUAAGCUGCCCAGCUGGCAACACAUGAUGUUUCCAUUCUUGGUGUAUGGUCUAGCUGUUUGCUGCAUAGGCGUGAUUGUAAUCAGUCCCUUAUUCAUCUACCAACCUGAAAAGAUGCUUUAUGCUGAGAAGGACAAGAAGUUAAUUCCACAGGUUUACUAUCAGAUGAAUUUGCAGUGGCAGCAGCACAUGGGUCAAGCCCCAACUGAGAGGCAUGCAGUCACGGUCUAUGGCCUAGCAACAGUCUACUCCAGUGUUGUGAUCACUGUGCUCGUCAUUGCUGCCGUUGUUCUGCUGCUGUUGCUAGGUGACGGAUUUGCGUGGGGAGUGUUCCUCCUGCUUACAUCCAUGUUCCUAUUUCUCGAGAUGUACAGCUGUGUGGCAACCUCACAAGUGUCAGGCAUAGAUAAAGUGGAGGUACCAUGGUGGGCUGUAGUCAUGUGGCAGAUGAUAGCAUUCUCCGGCUUUUACACGACUGGACACCAGGCCAGCUUUCCCACGAUAAAUUGGGAUGCUGCAUAUACGGGUUUCCAUGGCGACUAUGUAAAUAACAUUGUUCCCGGCAUCCUGCUGCUGCUGAACACCUAUGCGUCGUAUGUGUUGUUCGCACUAGCAACACCUCUCCUCAUCAUCUGGCCGUUCUCACAAGGAAGAAGCCUGGCAAAGUUAGGCUUUCCAACAGCUUACAAAACCAACCAGAGAGAUGAAGAGCUGCAGAAGCAGGGCGAGUUCGUAUUGCAGAAUUAUGACCAACAGUUUCGUCUCGCGCUGAACCGUCUCUGUAUCAUGGUAGUCACCGCACAUGGGCUAAAGGUUUUAGCUGCAAUGGCUUCUGCUGGUCUACAUAGGCGCCAUCUCAUGGUAUGGAAAAUAUUUGCACCAAAGUUCAUGUUCGAAGGAGUGGGUUUUGUUGUGAUGAGUGCCACUCUUAUGUUUAGUUAUACACUUGUGCUCAGAGUACACGGAGCAUUAGGUAGAUGGGUAAAUAAAUUACAGCAAUGAUGUUAUUACAUGAUUACAUGAUUUAGCAUUUUUGUUACAUUUUUCAAUUAAUUGUGACUAGUUUUAUUGUACAAAGUAAAUAAAUAAAUGUAAUCUAAAUUCAUUUUGAAUAUA
This is a messenger RNA of Priapulus caudatus, 3486 nucleotides long. RefSeq names its product GPI ethanolamine phosphate transferase 3-like. The transcript is spliced from 8 exons. Gene Ontology annotation, molecular function: mannose-ethanolamine phosphotransferase activity. NCBI's taxonomy places the organism in Eukaryota, Metazoa, Priapulida, Priapulimorpha, Priapulimorphida, Priapulidae. The record is from RefSeq and is a predicted model, not a curated record. Bases 106 to 3372 code for a protein of 1088 amino acids. Gene Ontology annotation, biological process: GPI anchor biosynthetic process. Gene Ontology annotation, cellular component: endoplasmic reticulum membrane.